This is a messenger RNA of Penaeus monodon (black tiger shrimp), 975 nucleotides long. RefSeq names its product balbiani ring protein 3-like. The coding region runs from base 106 to 687 and encodes 193 amino acids. The transcript has 6 exons. The record is from RefSeq and is a predicted model, not a curated record. NCBI's taxonomy places the organism in Eukaryota, Metazoa, Arthropoda, Malacostraca, Decapoda, Penaeidae.
CUGCGCAGAACCGGUGGCGCCCAAAGCCUUUUAAGAGGCGUUACAGUCCUGUCUUAGGUUUCAGUUCACCGCCUUCCUCUGCAGUGUACAUAGCUCUCCGUCAAGAUGAUGGCCAGGACGCUGCUUCCACUCCUAGUCCUCCUGGCCAAAGACAGCUUGGUGGUGGACGCGAGGGGGUGCUUAACCAUUCGUGAGAAAAGGAACAUUCAAAACAUGUAUUUGGAUUAUAAAUGCAUGAGGCCCGGAGAGAAAUUUGUUGAUCUCACCCUCGACGAGGAUUACGUGUCGUUUGUUCCAACAAUGGCUAAAGUGAGGCGGUGCUCCAUGAUGUACUGCAUGGCGAAUGACAUGAGGUGCCAGGCAACGGGAAAGGCGAAUGAGACGAUCAAGGUGGAGGCGUACAGUAUGACGCAAGGCAUACAGUGCCUAAAACUUAUAGUUGAACAUGAUGUGGGUUGCAAAUGCCAAAGGUGUCUACCCCGGACGUGCCCUAACAACAACAUGGACUUCAACCGUUCGACCUGCAAAUGCGAGUGCACGCAGCAGUUCAUCGACAGAUGCAGAAUCAAUGUGAAUAAAGGAACACACAUGCUCGACAGAGAGAACUGCCGGUGCAUGUGUAACGAACCCAAGAGAGACUGUGGGAGACGCAUGUGGAACCCCAACACAUGCAGGUGCAUGGACUGAAGACAGAGAAGAAACCACCAAUAAAAGAGUUAUUUUUGAAGAUGUUAUUGAUAUAUUUCAUAAGGAUAAUUUGUUUUUGUUUGUUUUACAAAGUUCAUGAAUGUAUAAUACAAAUGUGAAAAUAAGAAUAAAAAUUAUAUGUGAAAGAAAGGUGGUUUAUGAGAUACUAUUAGUAAGACUGGAAGAUAAUGAUGCGCCUACUUUGUAUCUUAUUACCACGAACAUGCUACGUUUGUACAUCAUGUCUUCAGGUGCAAAAUAAACCAUAAAGGAAAACAUAACAAGCAU